AUGGGUUUCGAUUAUUACGGCAUACUGGGAUUGAAACGAUCUUGCAAACAGAGCGAAGUGAAGAAAGCGUAUAGACGACUCGCUUUAAAAUAUAACCCGGAAAGAUAUGACAAUGAUGAGAACAUGAAACGGAUAUUCGCUCUCAUAGGAGAGGCUUAUGAGGUACUUGUGGAUCAUAAACAUAGAGCAGUGUACGAUCAGUACGGAGAGGAAGGUUUGAAGAAAGGUGUUCCCGGACCAGAAGACUACAUACAUCCAUACACAUACCACGGAGAUCCAGUAAGGACAUACCAUGAAUUCUUCGGCAGUAGCAACCCAUACGCCGACCUAUUAGACUAUUACGAAAACCCACCACCUAUGUUCGAAUCACCAUUAGGAAAAGGAUAUAAAGAAAAAGAUCAAACUAUCGUACGACCGUUAGCAUUAACCCUGGAAGAAGUAUUCAAAGGAGGACUUAAAAAAAUGAAGAUACAACGCUUAGUAUUCACUGAUGAAACCUGCUCUGAGUUAAGACUUAGAGAAAAAGUUCUAUCAAUACCGAUCAAGCCGGGGAUAUACCCUGGCACGGAAAUCAAGUUCAAGGAAGAAGGAGAUCAAGGACCGACCAGAAUUCCCGCUGACGUGAUAUUUAUAACAGAAGAUAGACCUCACGAGAACUUUAUAAGAAGCGGGUUAAGUGACUUAAUGAUGUCUAGAACGAUAACAUUGAAGGAAGCUUUAUGUGGGAUUAUGAUAAUAGUGAACACGCUGGACGAACGAGUAUUAAGAAUCAAAAUAACUGAUGUCAUUGACCCUACGUAUGAGAAGGUGAUCGAAGAUGAAGGUCUACCUAUACCGGCCUGCCCGAACAAGGUCAAAGGCAACCUCAAGAUACGCUUCCAAAUAACAUUCCCUAUAUAUCUAUCUAAACGAAGCAAAGAAGCCUUCGAAGAAGCUUUUAGAACAGCUGAUGAAGAAGACAGGAAGUUCGAUAAACUCAAAUGCGGUACACUCUCUACGCCCUCCAUUUACAAAUAG
Messenger RNA from Danaus chrysippus (African queen), 1017 nucleotides. Lineage: Eukaryota; Metazoa; Arthropoda; Insecta; Lepidoptera; Nymphalidae. The record is from the annotation of a GenBank genome assembly.